Messenger RNA from Cydia strobilella, 1852 nucleotides. Its product is annotated as protein OPI10 homolog. Gene Ontology annotation, cellular component: cytosol; nucleus. The coding region runs from base 121 to 720 and encodes 199 amino acids. Gene Ontology annotation, biological process: protein import into nucleus. The transcript is spliced from 4 exons. Gene Ontology annotation, molecular function: nuclear import signal receptor activity; Hsp70 protein binding. Lineage: Eukaryota; Metazoa; Arthropoda; Insecta; Lepidoptera; Tortricidae. The record is from RefSeq and is a predicted model, not a curated record.
UAGCCCUACCUUAGAAUAUUGUAUACACGGCGGCUGCACCUGCACUAGUUCUAGAAAGUACAAGAAAGAUAAGUUUACUUAUAAUUCGCCGAAACAUAACCUAAAUCAAAUUAUAUUACAAUGGCAAAUGUGUUUGGAUUAAUAGUGUCUGGCCGAUUGGUCCAAACAGACUUCACACCGGUCUCCGACACACAGUUCCUUAUCACAAUACCUGAGGCGGACUCCAUAAACUAUCUAGUCGUGUUCCUCACCGGCAUAGCUCCGCUGCCUGAAGGCACCUGCGGCAUAGUCUACUGGAGCUGGCCGGACCCCUCGGCGCCUCCCAACUGGCAGCUGCUAGGACACAUUUCCAACUCCAAGCCGUCGGCAAUAUUUAAGAUUUCGAAUUUGAAGAAGCUGCAUGAACUAUCUAGUGAUAACCAGUUCGGCACCGCGUUCGGCGCGCCCAAGAUCUGUCACAACGCGCAGAUCGGUGUCGCCAUCGAGCCAGAGGCAAAUGUGUCGCUGCUAGCUGCCUCUGUCGCACAACAAAACUCCUACGUCACCUUCGCUCAAAAGAUGCUAGAGAAUCUUAUAAACUUCGUUGCCUCGUUCGCCGUCACCCAGGAGCAGAUGAGCCCGACCCCUGGCGUCUCCUACAUCCCGCUGAGCACGCUGCAGACCUGGUACCAGAACUUCGAGAGGCGGCUGCAGCAGAACCCCAACUUUUGGAAGAACUAGUCCUGCUGAUGAUUGAGCUGCGUCCCUACCACCUAAACUAAAAUACGCAAAAUAUGUGAUGCGAUACCCUUCCAGCAACGCGGGCUCCCUACUACAAGUAGGAAAGGAGAGGCUAGCGAUAUCUUACCGUACAAAUCUUUCUGCCAUUAUUCGCGGGGGGAAACGUGCACACAGUCGCACUUCUCACACUGUAAUGACACAAACACAUGACCAGUGAUGCCAGAGCACUGAAAUCUAAAAUACGACUUCGAUCUAAAAAAGGUACGAUUUUACCAAAAGAAGUACAAUUUAAUUUUUUGUUACAAAAAAACAAUAUAAACAGCAGAAGUGUUUUAGAAACGGGUGAUUUUUUUAAACUGAUAAUCCACGAAAACUACAUUAAUACGCAAAAUAGUAAGGUACAAAAAUAUCAAAACAAAAAAGUCGCAAAUUUUUACGCAAAUAAAUCUUACUUUUUUGGUCUGUCACUAUUAUUUCUACGCCAUUUUAGCAUAUUUUUGAACCGCUCAUACGAAAAGUACGUAAAAUCGUACUAAAAUGUGCGGUUUAGCCAAAAAGUACGGUUUUGGGCGAGGUACGUUUUAAGUACGAAAAACUACGUAAAACUACUAUUCAAAAAGUACGUAAAAUCUGGCAACACUGCACAUGACACACUACACACAAAUCUUGCACACAUCGAUCUGUUUUUGUGUACGGACGAGUUACAACACGCACCGCCAUAGGUACAGUUGUACCUAUGCUUCGGCAGUGAAAUAGUACGAAUGCAGUCUCCCUUCCCGGUGUCACAGGGCGGAUACUCUAUAAAUCAAAAAUCACUUGCGUUUCGUGUGAACGGCACGUCUGUGCUCUCUGUACACGCGGCAUGCGUCAUUGUGUGAGUAAGUUGCUUAAAAAUAGCACUGAGAGUACGCCAGAAGUCCGCCAGAUUUCUGUCGCGGGGCGAGGUAAUUCGAGUCAGGGCGGGGCGGUGCGUGGCCGUUCUGUAUGAUAAUACUAUUACUUAUUCCGUGCCUGUGUUGCUCGAAGGGUAAAAACCUAUGCUGACGCCAUCUAUAAAAACUUGAUAGUUGACAACUGACGGACUGAUGAUCGGCAUUUUAUUUAUUUUAUUUUAAUUUAUUUUAUUUUAUUU